This is a messenger RNA of Aedes aegypti (yellow fever mosquito), 4081 nucleotides long. RefSeq names its product microtubule-associated protein tau (gene tau). Lineage: Eukaryota; Metazoa; Arthropoda; Insecta; Diptera; Culicidae. Gene Ontology annotation, molecular function: microtubule binding. The coding region runs from base 254 to 2830 and encodes 858 amino acids. Gene Ontology annotation, cellular component: neuron projection. Gene Ontology annotation, biological process: neuron projection development; microtubule cytoskeleton organization. The transcript is spliced from 10 exons. The record is from RefSeq and is a predicted model, not a curated record.
AAGGAAACUUUCAGUCCGUCUUAUUCCUUGAGCCAGCUCACACGGAGUCGUUUCGGAUUGUGUUAAGGAUAACAGGCAGGACACACAAUCAAGACAUUAACUUCAAAACAAUAUCGACCGACAAAGAAUCUGCUUCCGAAUUCGGAUACAAACACACUCACAAAGGCUCACCCCCUAGGAGCAAGCCAAUCAAGAAUAUGAACAGCUCGUUUUGAUUUUUGUGUUCAACAUAGAAAAAGAGUGCGUACAAGAAAUGAAUCCUCCAAUCGUACUGUCCAAACCGGAUUUAGGUGAAAAUCCAACUGGUUCACCUGCUUCAACGCAUUUCGUACCCCCAAAACCGCCUCCUCAACCACCAUUACAACCGCAGCCACUAAUUCGUCAGCUCUACACUAAACCUAUCAUCGCACCACAACUACUUGACCUGCAUAGUAAGCCACCCUUAUCACAAGGACAAGGGAAUCAAUAUCCGGUACAGAAAACCGGCACAUUUCCCCCACAUACCGCUUCAAUUUACUAUCAAUCUGGAACAAGACAAAUAAUGAGCCAAAAUGGACCUGGAACACAGCGGCCCCCUAAUCCUUCGAUGUCACCGCAAAACAUGCGUUCUAUGGGCCCCAUGAUGCAACGACCAGGAGCACCCCCUCUCAACAGACCUCCCGGUCCACCAGGACAGUAUAUAACUUCUCCAAAUGUAAGACCCCAAAUGCCACCCCCUCCACAACAACAACAACAACAACAACAGCCUAGUAUGCAACGACCUCCUUUGCGUCCAACGACCCCACAGCAAGUAAGACCUACUAAUGUGAUGCCACAAAAUGUAAGGCCUCCAUUUUCACCUCAAAACUCAACAACUGUAACCAACCAACCUAUCAGAUCAGGAGCUCCUCUGGUGAGGCCACCAAAUAUUGGACAAUCUCAAUCACCUAUUGGCGGUCCAGGAACCCAGCAAAUUAGACCUACACCAAUACCACAGCAGAUAAUUAACAAUAGACCACCUUCGAUGCCGUUUAGAUCCCCAGCACAACUCGGCAGUUUUGAACAGUCUGGAACUGAAAGAGACUCACCAGAAACGUUCAAUAGAAUGCAAUCAGAUUUGAGCUUGGGAAAAACAGAUAGUCCUAGAAGUAGCUAUUUGUCUACAGAUGAUGACGAUGACGUGGUUAUUGGAAAGAUCACUCCUUUGGCAUCAUCACGGUCACCUGAAGAUCUGUUGAGUGCCACAUCAAAGAUAUCAGCUCCUUUGAAUAGAUCAGAUAGUCAAAUAUCCAUACCAUCGAGACCACAGUCAGGACUUGGAAACUACAUUAAAUCCUCAGAUAGAACCGCACAAUCGCCUCAACCACUUCAAUCAAACGAAAUUGUUUACAAAGAGAAACAACCAAUUUCUGCGGAAAAGCCGCUGGACGGCUUGAGCCAUCCCGAAAAGGCAAAUGAUGAGUUAUCGAAAAAUAUAAGUCAUGUUCUUUCGAAUGACAACACUAAUCGACCUAAUAAACCACUGGAUUUUGCAUCAUCACGUCAGCAGUCAUCUACUAGCGUGGGAAAACACCGGCAGUCAACACCAACGACACCCGGUGGAACAGAUCGGGUUACCUUUGUUUUACCAGAUGAAACAAACGGUACUGAAAACUCGGAACACUUGCGGAAGACUCCUCUCCCGCCAAAUGCUCUUAAAAAGCCCGACGUGGAAACGCGUGGCCGUAGCCCUUUUAAGAGCAACCUCUCUGUGGAUAAAGACCAUCCAGAUAAAGACAACAAAGGCGAUAAUGACAGUGGAGUGGACGAAUCGACACAGGAAAAGGAUCGAAAUGGUCCAAAUUCUCCAGGAUCUCCAUUGAAAUCACCCACUAAGAUUCCAUCAUUGCGGAGGCCAGAGAGCAUUACCCCUCAAACACGAUCCAGAAGUACUUCGAAGCAACGACUCACUGCUAAAACUCCGGAAUUUCCAACUGAACCAUUAAUCAAAAAAGUACCAAUGAAUAAGAUCCAAGUUGGAGCCGCACCUUCGCCGAAUUUGAAGGUUGUUAGAUCGAAAAUUGGAUCCUUAGAGAAUGCAACGCACAAACCCGGUGGUGGACACGUUAAAAUAGAGACUAAGAAACUAGACAUCAAAGCUGCUCCGAGAAUCGAAGCCAAAAACGAAGCAUACGUUCCCAAAGGGGGUGAUAAAAAGAUUGUAACGACGAAGCUAACAUGGAACGCAAAGCCCAAGAUAGGAUCGUUAGACAAUGCCAACCACAGACCUGGAGGUGGUGACAAGAAGAUCGAAACGCUGAAAAUGGACUUCAAAGACCGUGCCAGGCCAAAGAUUGGCUCCAAAGACAACCUGGGAUAUCAACCGGGAGGUGGAGACGUAAAGCCUGGAAGCGCCAUCACUGUUGAGCAAAAAAGAAAAGCAAUCGUUAACCAAAAGUUGGACAUCAAGGCCGAGAGCAAAAUCGGCUCACUGGAAAACAUCAAACAUAGACCGGGAGGAGGAGAUAAGAAGAUUUUCGAUGAUAAGGAUUAUUUGAAACAAAUUGACCACCCAGUGGCCCUAACACCACCGUCACAGCGCACAUUUCGGAAAAUGGCUGCCAGUAUGUCCGGUGUGGAGUUGGCUCGAGAGCUGCAAACCGUUCCUGAGCCGAUGUCCUUGAGAACUUCAAGGCGGCCUUCGUCUUUGACAACAUCUAUCUCACUUCCAGCCGAGUGUAUUGUGCUAUCGGUUGCACCUGGCCCAGUGGAUCCAUUGCCGGAACGCAAACUACGACGAACGGAAUCAACGCGUAGCUUCCUGAAGAAGGAUGGACGAGCAUUUCAUCCGAAGCCAUUUCGAAUAUAUUGAGUAUUGGUUAGUCAAGUCAAUUGUUAAGUAGCUAUGAUAGCAGCCACUGAGUGUAAAUGGUUUCAGGAAUUCAAAUAGUAAAAAUUGUACACACUCAAAAAAUUUUACUACACUCUCAACAGCUGAAUUGUUUGUUAAGAAUUAUACUCAUUUGUCAUUGUUUGAAUAACAAUGAAUUAAAUGAUUGAACAGUAAUGAAACAUAGUACUUCAAGGAUUUACUUAUUUUAUGUUUUAAUACUAUAAAAAAAAUGUAACAUAGGAACACACUUUUACCAAACUGUUCUAGUUGUUGAAAGCUCACUGAAAUUUUUUAAACAUUUGAAGAGAUGGUUUCCGUAUAAAGUUUUCAAUAAUGAAUCGAAUCAGCUGAUGUAGUCAUACUUACAGAAUGUUUCAUUAGGUUUUCAUGGAACGCAAAAAAAAGGUUUCGGCCAUUUUUUUAAACUGUGUUACUGCAAUUAUUUUUUUUAGGUUCCAAAAGCUGCGGCCACAUAUUCAAUUCCUAAAGAGCUGUUUUUAUUACUGUUCGUUUUCAUGACCAUAGAUAUACGCGAUCGAUACAUUAUGACAGCUAAAAUUACGAUCGAAUGGUUUUGGAGUCAUUUUAGUAUUAAUCGGCAUCAACAUGUCAAAAUGGCGGAACAGAUAUUGGACACAAUCUUUCUUAGAAACUAAUGAGCGCAUUUGACGCCUCCCAAGCAGUCCAACCCCACUUACGGAAAGAGGUUGAUUUUCUUUUAUUUUAUUUGAGUAGGCUUGAAUACGCUCCACGACGUCGUGAAAGGUGUUGUUCACAAAAGUACUCACGUCCUUUUAAAAUGUUGAUAUCAAAAUAUUGAUUUGAAGAUGUUUUAAAUUACUGUAAUACAAGUUAAACAACAUGGAUAACGAUAAACGACACAUAAACGAAAAAUAUGAAUAUAAAUCAAAACUGAUUUAAUUAUUUGCAUAAUCUGACAUAACUUUGCUAUGUAAAGUUACAGCUCAUUGAUUGAAUACACUUUGUCGAUGUUGUUUUUUUCUCAAUUAAUUAAUUUGUUCAAGAUGACAUGUGUAAGGAUUAUGAGUACGGGGCGUUUGAUAGCAGCGGCAGACUCCCUAUUUGAGAGUCCAUUGUCCACGUGCAACACAUGACCUCAUUCCAUUUUUCUCCCAUUUAAUUCAAAAUGCUUUAUUCUACCUUAAUUCCUGCAAAACUUACUGGGUAUAUCUAUUUCAAAUUUAAUCCACCAUUAGGUUUUGAUCAAUU